Acanthosepion pharaonis is the source of this 597-nucleotide messenger RNA. The record is from the annotation of a GenBank genome assembly. NCBI's taxonomy places the organism in Eukaryota, Metazoa, Mollusca, Cephalopoda, Sepiida, Sepiidae.
AUGUCUUUCUUCUUUGCUUUUUUCUUCUUUUCUUUCUCUUCCUUCUCUUCAUCUCAGUUUAUUGUUCUACCUAUUCUAUUAUCAUUAUCGCUUUUUUCCAACAUCAUCUCUCCCUUUUCUGUUCCUUUUUCUUUCUUUCUUUUUUUCUGUUUCUUUUUCUUCUUUUUCCUCUUCGUUUUUCUCCCAAAAUCGCUGUUGUUACAGCGUCUUUAUCUUCUUGUAUCUUUCCUGUCGCUUCUUUAUCGCUUCCGUUUCUUUUUCUCCUUUGUUUUCUUUUGGAUUUCUUUUUCAUUUUUUCCAUCUUCAUCAUUUCCUUUGACUUAUAAUUGUUGUGCUUUUUAUCAUCGUUUUCUUUUUGAUUGUUUUUUCUUCUCUUUCUUUUCGAAUUCUUAUUUUUUUUUCUUCUUGAUAUUUUUUUUCUACUUCUUAUUUCUUUCACUAUCAUCAUUCCUUUUCAGUUGCUUUUUCAUCUCUUUCUUUUUCUGGUCUAUUUCGUCAACUCUUUUUUUUUCUUUGUUUCUUUCUUCUUCUUCUUCUUCUUCUUCUUCUUCUUCUUCUUCUUCUUCUUCUUUCAUUUCUUCUUCUUCUUUUUAUUAA